AUGACGCUCGUUCCGUUAUUCUCACGUAAUAACCUUCUUCAAAAAAAAAUUUUGAAAAAUCUCUCAGCUACAAAAAAGUUGAUACGCGAGUUUUCAUCAACUCGCACAGUUUCUCGUUCUUUGUUAAUUCCAGACUCUUCGCCUAACCAUGUCACCUUUUCUGAUGCUCCCUUCCUUGCCCGCACACAAUCAAAGGCUGUUUCAGACCCUGAGCUAGCGGCAUAUUUAAAGAGCAAAGGUCAUGAUCCUGCCACUGUUCAGACAACACAAGUCAACAUGUACCAGGCCAUUAAUGAUGCUCUUAAAACAGCUAUGGAAACUGACGAAACCGCCGUCCUUUUUGGCGAGGAUGUGGCUUUUGGAGGCGUGUUUCGCUGCUCAAUGGGACUUCAAGAGCGGUUUGGUGCUGAUCGAGUUUUUAACACCCCACUCUCAGAGCAAGGCAUUGUUGGUUUUGCGGUCGGAUAUGCAUCAAUGGAUGCAACUGCAAUUGCUGAAAUUCAGUUUGCUGAUUAUGUGUUCCCAGCUUUUGAUCAAAUAGUUAACGAAGCAGCCAAGUACCGGUAUCGAGGUGCUGGUUCAUACAAUGUGGGAGGAUUAACUAUUCGCAUGCCAUGCGGCGUAGUUGGUCAUGGUGCUAUGUACCAUUCACAGUCAGGUGAAGCCUUUUUUGCUCAUUCACCGGGAAUCAAGGUUGUGAUGCCACGAUCUCCGUCUCAAGCAAAGGGUCUACUGUUGGCAUCAAUCCGAGACAAAAAUCCCGUUAUUUUCAUGGAACCUAAAAUUUUAUACCGCGCAAGUGUUGAGCAUGUCCCCACAAUCGACUACGAGUUACCACUAGGCAAGGCUCAAGUUGUUCUUCCAGGAUCCGAUGUUACAAUAGUCACAUAUGGUACGCCAGUAUACCAUGCAUUAGCAGCUGCUGAGCUUGCGCGCAAGACUCUGAAUGGCGUUUCGGUAGAAGUUUUGGAUCUCCGGACAGUUCAUCCUUGGGACCGUGCUACCGUCACCGAAAGCGUAACCAAAACAGGUAGAGCCAUUGUAGUACAUGAGGCUCCAAAGACCAAUGGUCUCGCUGGAGAUAUUGCUGCUGAAAUUCAAGAAAGGUGCUUCUUGCGUCUUGAAGCUCCUGUCCAGCGCGUUACUGGUUGGGAUACACAUGUUCCUUUGCAAUUUGAAGACUUGGUUGUGCCUAAUGUUACUCGGAUCUUCCAUGCCAUUAAAAAGGUUAUUGAAUUUUAA
Magnusiomyces paraingens is the source of this 1242-nucleotide messenger RNA. RefSeq lists its product as uncharacterized. The transcript has a single exon. Gene Ontology annotation, biological process: response to nutrient; branched-chain amino acid catabolic process. Gene Ontology annotation, molecular function: catalytic activity. The record is from RefSeq and is a predicted model, not a curated record. Lineage: Eukaryota; Fungi; Ascomycota; Dipodascomycetes; Dipodascales; Dipodascaceae. The coding region runs from base 1 to 1242 and encodes 413 amino acids.